Rhopalosiphum padi (bird cherry-oat aphid) is the source of this 3487-nucleotide messenger RNA. RefSeq names its product protein lozenge-like. The record is from RefSeq and is a predicted model, not a curated record. The transcript has 5 exons. Gene Ontology annotation, cellular component: nucleus. Gene Ontology annotation, biological process: regulation of DNA-templated transcription. NCBI's taxonomy places the organism in Eukaryota, Metazoa, Arthropoda, Insecta, Hemiptera, Aphididae. Gene Ontology annotation, molecular function: RNA polymerase II cis-regulatory region sequence-specific DNA binding; ATP binding; DNA-binding transcription factor activity, RNA polymerase II-specific. Bases 401 to 2098 code for a protein of 565 amino acids.
CGUCCGUUGGUGGGAGACGUCGAAACGCUCGCGCCUCUCGUCGGCGGGCGCGUCGGGCUGUGCGUCGUCGAGCGGGCUUCCGUGGACCGUCCGUCCCCGCAGCAGUUGUAGUAGUAGUAGUCGGCUCACAUCCGCGGUCCGGACGCGCACGAUGCGAUCGAAACCUUGUAUAUAACGUCGGGCGCGCUGUCACCCCGUGGUAAACGAAUCGAAUAAAAACUGAUCGAAAUAAGCACGUCGCAAAUUCGACAUAUAGACGAGACGAUAUAUAAUUUUAAAUAUUUGCAUAAUUUCAAAUCGAAACGCGAAACUUAAAUCGACCCGAUCGGUAUAAAAAAAUAUCAUAAUAUCGCGUUUAAAAAACUGUCGCGAAUUUUCCCGCCGCCGCCGUAGCCGAGAUAUGCGCUUGGUGCGGAUGACGUCGGACCACAGCAAGAAGAGGCGCCGAGGCCCGUCGUCGGCGGAUCAGCACGGCGCGGCCACAGCCUCGUCGUCGUCGUCGUCGUGCUCUCCUCCGUCCGAGGACCUGUGGUGGACCGAGGCAGCUGUCAACGAGGUGACCGCCGAGCACCCGGGCGAGCUGGUCCGCACCGGGUGUCCGUACAUGCUGUGCAGUGCCCUGCCCACGCAUUGGCGGUCCAACAAGACGCUGCCCGGCGCGUUCAAGGUGGUCAUACUGUCCGAGGUGCCGGACGGCACGGCCGUCACGCUCAAAGCCGGCAACGACGAGAACUGUUCAGCAGAGCUGCGCAACUGUUCCGCCCUUGUCAAAAACCAAAUCGCCAAGUUCAACGACUUGAGGUUCGUCGGGCGCAGCGGAAGAGGGAAAAGUUUCACCAUCACAAUUACGGUUUCGACGUGUCCACCACAAGUAGCAACGUAUAAUAAAGCAAUCAAAGUUACUGUGGACGGACCUCGGGAGCCACGAUCAAAAUCUCUACACCAAGGCCCCCCUCAUCAAUUCCGUGGAUUGGGCCUCGGUCAGAGGCCCUUUAUGGAGAAUGCAUCAUUUUCCAAUCAUUUGCGGGAGUUGGAUACAUAUCGUCGAGUGAAGACCGAAGAAUCACCCGUCCUCGAACAGUCGUAUCGGUCAACAAACAACCAAGAUGAACAUUCAGAUAUACCUGUUGGCGUAACUGAGUCGAGCAACUGGUGCAGCUAUUCGACGUCGUCGUAUUCGCCAAGUGCCGCUCCACUCGGAGGAGCUGCAUAUGUCGCGUAUCCGGACGCCACAGGACCUGCCGCCACCAUGGCAAUGGAAGCUCCCUCAACCAUGUACGGAGGUGGUCAUCAGGAAGUCCAGCACAACAAUCACAUGACAGACUUUUGCGGCACGCACCAACAACACCAACACCACCACCCACAACAACAACACGAGCACCAUCAACAACAACAACACCAACAGGACCUCUUAAAACCGGUGCUCCAUCAUCAGGAUUCAGUGGAAGCAGGCGUUGGCGGCGGUGGAGGCUAUUACCCGUCGUCUUGGCCGACCGCGGAACACCACCACCACCAUCAUCCGUCGUCGUACCAUCAUCACCAUCACCAUCCGGCCGCGGUCGCGUAUCAGUACAACGCAGCAGUGGUCCCACCGCCACCGCCGCCGCCUCCGCCGCAUCACCCGGUGCAGAUGACCGCCGAACCGCCGCCCGUGCCGCCGCCCACCACGAUGGUGCUGUACCCGCACCUGUACUCGACGGUGAACCAGAACCAGAUACACCUGCACCUGCACGCGCCGUCGUCCGCGGCCGAACACCAAUUGCAGCAGUUGCACAUCAACAACAACAACAACAACAACAGCAUCAAGGACCCGGCCGCGGCCGACCACCAUCACCACCAGUACGUCGUGGACGACGUGGCUGCGCUGGCGGCUGUAGCGGCCGCCGGUAAUCCGGCUGCGCAGUUGGCAAUCAGCGCGGCCGGCAACGUAGGACCGAACGCGCGUGGCAUCGAAAUCGGCCUGUUACCGCCACCGCCCGCCGUAUCGCUCGACGAACACCACCAAGCGAGCGACAUCAUAACCAUCGGUGGCCGGUACAGCGACCGACAGCAACAGCAGCAACAGCACACCGACUUGGCCGUCUGGAGGCCCUACUGAUCGGCUGCGUCGCCGCUUAUUUUCAUUGCUUCUAUGACCAGACGAUUAUUAUAUAAUAUUAUGUACAAAUCAGAUGCUAUACGAUAGAUCUAAAGCGGCGCAGGUCCUAUGUAAUUAUAAUGUUAUUUUAUAAUACGAUGUUGACUUUACGACUGUGUAUAUUUUCAUACCGAUUUACAGUGGUCAAUUUGGUGGCGCUGAACCUAUUAAUAUUAUCAUUAUCAUUAUUAUUAUUUUUAUAACUAUUUUUAUCAUUUUACUGUCAACGGUGUAUUGGUUAGCGAGUGGAUAACCCGCGCAGAACGACAUUUUAUUUUGUACGAUUAUAUGAUGUAAUGCGACUUUUCCGAAGACGUCUUUUGGCCCUUAAGUGAGAUCAUUUUAAACAUUAUCUAAAAAAAACAUUAAAUUGCUCUGAAUUUUACAAUUUUUUAUGAAGGUUUUUAGACAUUUUUUGUACAUUUUAAAUUGUAUAAUCAUAUAGCUAAAUAGCUUUUACUUAAUCAUGACAAAUCGUAUUGUAAUAAACUAUUUCAGAAUAACUAUGAAGAAAUUUUUUUAUACUUGGCUCCUAGUGAAAAAAUUGUUACGCUGGCCUGUAAUUGAUAAUUUAAAAAAAAAUUAAUGUCAUCGGGAAGAAUGAUGAAUUUAGAGCUGUAAUUGUUUUAAAACGAUGACCACUCUGAAAUUUGUCGUCAUUUUAAUCCCAGACUUUUAAGUUGACUCUUUGUUAUCAUUUACCGGCUUAACCGUCGUUUUGACUAAAGAGAUUUAAUUUUUGUCGCAAAAAUUCAAAAUAAAAUGAUUUGUGAAAUCAAUAUCAUUAAACUCUAAACCCCAAGCGAGGUAUAGGAAAAUCCUUCGUAGACGUCUUCUUCCACUACAGAGCGUCGUAAAUCCCUUCAGCCACAACCUGCUGCGUGUAUCAUAAUAUAUUUACAAAACAUAAUUAAUACUAUUGUACGCUCAACAAACAUUACAAAUCAAUGCACCAUUAAUUGAUUAUAAUAUCGUAUUAUAUUAUGUAUUACUUGAUCGAGCGAGCGAUCGUUGAAACGGUUUGGAAAUCCGUUCGCCUUUUUCGUUCUUCCGCAUUAGCGCGCGCCAAACUAUUCCUCUGCGCACGCAUUCCGACGUAUCUCAUCGUUUUCUUUUCCUUAUAAUAUAAUGUUGUAUUGUAUAACCGUAUAGGUACUUACUAUUAAUUAUAAUAUACGUUUUGUACGCACCCGUUGUCCCGUGAGUGUGUGUACUAUUAACUUAGAAAAUCAAAAUUAUCAUACUUCUUUAUAUUACUUAUGUAUAAUUAUUAUUUUAUGAUAUAUUAUUGUAAUUUGUUGAUUUAUUUAUAUAUUAUUGUAUUAUUAAAUUUACUACUUGUGAUACGUA